Messenger RNA from Hydatigera taeniaeformis, 1548 nucleotides. The record is from the annotation of a GenBank genome assembly. NCBI's taxonomy places the organism in Eukaryota, Metazoa, Platyhelminthes, Cestoda, Cyclophyllidea, Taeniidae.
AUGACAUCCAGUUUGUACGAUGGUCUGGACGAUGUAGAAUUGAGCAAGGGAAGCAAUGCUGGUGGCAGUGGUAGUGCUGGAAGUGGAUGGGUUCUUGGCGGCACCACCGGCGCUUCUUCUGGCUCCACAACGACAACAACGACUGGAAUCGGCCGUCUUGUUGCAGCUGCUUCAGGCAACACUGUCGCUCCAGGCGGUUAUUCCGGAAUGCAGCUAAUGCAAUCUCACAUGGCGGCAAAGCGCGCUCAAGGUCGGCGUGGCGGUGGUGGCAGCAGCGACUAUGCCUCCCGAUCUGCCGUAGCCCCAGUUGUCGAUCUGCAUCGUCGAGGCGGCGGUGGGGGUGGUGGUGCCACCAACGCCGAGGGCUCUUAUCGAUUCAAUCAGAUGACGGGAAAGAUGGAACGCGUCACUUCUGCGUCAUCAUCGUCCACUUCUUCAACCAGUCGUCCCAUGGGCGGUUCUUCCCACUUCACCUCUUCAGUGACCUCCGGUUUGCUAUACGGUGAACCGAGUUUGUCUCUAGGCGUUGCAGAUGAGUACAACCCUCUAUGUCCCAACGAUUACGAGGAGCUUUCGAGGCAGAAACGCGAGAAACGCAAGACCGAUGAUCGAGUGCGGGAUUCCCAUGGAGACGGAUUUAGCCGUCGACCGAACCUCUCGGGCAGCGAAAGUGGUGGGAGUUCGGAUAACUCGGGCGAUGACCGUGACGACCGCGGUCGUCGAGUUCGUUCGCACCAUCGGCGCCGACCUCCUCCGCCUCCGCCAGCUAGUCGAGCCGCUAUUGCUCCACCCAGUAGUCUCCUGGAGGAUGUCGUCGUCACUCCAGGCUCUGACUCGGCUACUACUUCUGCUGCUGGGAGCACCAUCGCUUCUGGUGAUGCUGAUACGGACGAACUUGGUGACUCCAUCGCCCAGGCCACUUCUGGUAACUAUGGCAUCAACGUCGUCGCUGCCAAAAUGAUGGCUCGAAUGGGCUACCGUCAAGGUCAGGGCCUAGGCAAGGAGGGUCAGGGGAUGUCAUCAGCCUUGGUUGUUGAAAAGACUAGCCGUCGUGGGGGCAAGAUUAUUCAUGAGAAGGACCUUCAACGCAGUCAGGAGGCAGAAAUGGUAUCGGCUACAGGUGGGAUGGGUGCGGAACAGCAGCAAAUGCCAACCAUGCCACUCAAUGCUACUGAGGUGGUACUGUUACAGAAUAUGUGCGGUGGGCCAAGCGAAGUGGAUGAUGAUUUGGAGCCGGAGACGGCAGAGGAGUGUGCCAAGUACGGAUCAGUUGUCACCUGCAUGAUCUACCAAAUGCCCGAUGCUGGCGAUGGACCCGAAGCUGUCCGGAUUUUCGUUGAAUUCGAAAACACUGAAGCUGCUGCUAGAGCUGUCUACAAUUUGAAUGGGCGAUUUUUCGAUGGUCGUGUUGUUCAAGCUGGAUUCUACGACGCUGAACGAUUUAGAAGUUUGGAAUUCUCUGACCCGCCCCUCUCGCGAAAGGAGCUUGGAGGAGCUAUUGAGGAAGGUGGAACGGUGUUGCUGCAGCGAUGUGGACCUUACAGAUAG